This is a messenger RNA of Eptesicus fuscus (big brown bat), 733 nucleotides long. It is a transcript of the gene REX1BD, whose product is annotated as required for excision 1-B domain containing. The record is from RefSeq and is a predicted model, not a curated record. The transcript has 5 exons. Bases 38 to 580 code for a protein of 180 amino acids. NCBI's taxonomy places the organism in Eukaryota, Metazoa, Chordata, Mammalia, Chiroptera, Vespertilionidae.
AGAGCAGCCACCCAGGCGUGGCCAGGGCUGAGCAGUCAUGAUAACCGCCAAGGCCGAGGCUGAAUCAGCGGUCCCCACGGUGCCCGAAACUGGGGCAGUCAGAGGAGACCCAGAGCUCGAGGAACCGACGUGGCCUUGGAAAGAUGCCCCGAUCCGGGCGCUGGUGCAGCGCAUCCACCAGUUGCAGGCUGAGCGUGCGCAGGCCUUCCGCCGCCUGGAGGAAGGCCACCACCAGUACCUGCACAGCGGCCCGCCAUACGACUUCCCGAGCUACCGGAUCACAGUGCACGAGGUGACCCAGGCCUUCGCCGCUGCCUCCAGGGAGGUGCUGGCGGUGGAGGCCGAGCUGGCCGGCCCUAGAGCGCAGCCGCUGCUCGCGGGCCAUGUGCGAAGCCUACAGCAGCUGGAGCAGACACGCCUGGCUACGGUGGCCCUGCUGCAACUGAUGGGGGCACAAGAGCUCACAGGGCAGGAAGACACCCUACAGUUGCACCAGCUGAAGAUGAAGGUAACUAAAACCAUGGAAGCCAUCAGCGAGGUUCUCCAGGACCUCAGGUUUGAUGCAGAAUCUGCUGAGUGAUGGUGACUCCCCAGGGACCCGCUGAAGGAGAUGGGAAAUGAGUCAGGUGGCGCCCAGCUCUGACUGCUAGGCUGGAUAAGGUGGAACCUCACCGGGCUGUUGACCUUCCCCCUCCGUGAGGUCACCUCACCUCCCCAAUAAAGAAACCUUCAU